AUGAGCUGGACCUGCCCGCGUUGCCAGCAACCCGUUUUCUUCGCUGAGAAGGUGAGCUCCUUGGGCAAGAACUGGCAUCGCUUCUGCCUGAAAUGUGACCGCUGUCACAGCGUCCUCUCCCCCGGCGGGCAUGCAGAGCACAACGGGAGGCCAUACUGCCACAAGCCAUGCUAUGGGGCUCUCUUCGGACCCAGGGGGGUGAACAUUGGUGGUGUGGGCUGCUACCUGUACAACCCCCCCACCCCUACCAGCACUACUCCCCUCAGCCCCAGCAGCUUCAGCCCUCCCAGGCCAAGGACUGGCCUUCCCCAAAGCAAGAAAAGCCCUCCCCACAUGAAGACAUUCACUGGGGAGACCUCGCUGUGCCCUGGUUGUGGAGAGCCCGUCUAUUUUGCUGAGAAGGUGAUGUCUUUAGGCAGAAAUUGGCACCGACCCUGUCUGAGGUGCCAGCGUUGCCGGAAGACCCUGACUGCUGGGAGUCAUGCUGAGCAUGAUGGAGUCCCCUACUGCCACAUCCCCUGCUACGGCUACCUGUUUGGCCCCAAAGGUGUGAACAUUGGAGAUGUGGGCUGCUACAUCUAUGACCCAGUGGAGAUCAAAUCUAAAUGAGAUGCUCACAGGAAAGGUCACCCUAACUCAGGCCUCUCGCCAUCCCCUCUGUGGUCCAGUGGGAGCUACAGAAUUCUCCAGUCCUGUGGGGUUUGAGGAAGGCGGGAUCCUGGGGGCCUGGGCCUAGGCUCCAUGGUAGGCCAGAGAAUCUAGAUUUUCUCUGCCAAUUCUUCCCUUUCCCAUUCCUAUAUGGCUAGGAGACACAGGUCACUCCAUUUUGAAGUGUGUCCUCCUGGCCAUUCCAACCCCUUUCCCCAGCAAACUCUGGAGCUUCAAGGUACUCAUAAAACUUGUGUUUAUUGAAUAUCAGCGUCUCUGGCUUCUCCAAUAAAAUGUUGGCCUCCAUGCCCUCAACUCUUCUUGGGGCAUGAGGACUAGACAGUGGGUUGGAG
Carlito syrichta (Philippine tarsier) is the source of this 1001-nucleotide messenger RNA. RefSeq names its product cysteine rich protein 3 (gene CRIP3). Bases 1 to 609 code for a protein of 202 amino acids. Lineage: Eukaryota; Metazoa; Chordata; Mammalia; Primates; Tarsiidae. The transcript has 8 exons. The record is from RefSeq and is a predicted model, not a curated record.